Messenger RNA from Harmonia axyridis, 2347 nucleotides. RefSeq names its product nitric oxide-associated protein 1. The transcript is spliced from 6 exons. The coding region runs from base 106 to 2241 and encodes 711 amino acids. The record is from RefSeq and is a predicted model, not a curated record. Gene Ontology annotation, molecular function: GTP binding. NCBI's taxonomy places the organism in Eukaryota, Metazoa, Arthropoda, Insecta, Coleoptera, Coccinellidae.
AUUUUUUCUUUUCUAUGGUUACGGGUUAAUAACAACAAUAACGUUGUAUACAAUGAAUAGACCAGUAAUAUGUGAUUGAAUUUUGUAAAUAUUUAUGUAAUAAUAAUGAGUUUUCCUAAAGUUUUACAGUCUGUUCAAAGAUUGGAGCAUCAAAAGUAUUUGUUGUGCUUGCUCAUUAGUAAAAGAUAUCGUGGAGGUUAUACAAUAUAUAACACUGUAGAAGCCAAAGAAAGAGGUUUAGAAAGAAUUCAGAACGCACAGAAUGUCAGAAAAGGAAUUGGAAAAGCUUUUUCUCCUGCCAAUAAUCUACCAAUAUCUCUGAAAUAUUUGAGUAGCGAAAAUCAGUCUGAUGUCCCUGAUGAAAAAGAAAAUUGUAUUUCGAGAAAGAAACUUGAAGAACAACAAAUUCAAGUUCAGUUUCCCUUUCAAAAUGUAGACAAAAUUGAUAAUAAUAAUCAAGAUUAUAAUGAUCAAUUGGAAGUGCAUCAUUCAGAUCCCGCAGAAAGUACAUAUGACUUGAUGCGUUUAAGACAUGAGUUAAUUAAGGAAAAAAAAAAUUGGAUGUUGAACUAUGACAAUUUUGAUGAUACUUCUUUACAAAAUGAAACAUAUGAAACUGAUGGUGAAACCAUAAAUUAUGGUACUCCAGAUCCUAAAUGUGAAAUAAGUAGAGUACCUUGUGGAGGAUGUGGUGCUCACCUUCAUUGUAAGGAUCCAUCUUUACCUGGAUAUUUACCCUCUGAAAUAUUCAAAAAAUCCAGAAACCUUGGUGCAGCUGACCUUACAGCAUUAAUUUGUCAGAGGUGUUACUUUUUGAAGAAUCAUAAUAUAGCAUUAGAAGUACAAGUUUCGAACGAUGACUAUCCUACAGUUCUCAAAACAAUAAGUAACAAGAAGGGUAUUGUGGUAUUGAUGGUCGAUCUAACUGAUUUUCCUUGUUCUAUAUGGCCUGGUUUGGCUGAUAUAUUUCAUAAAAUGCCAAUUUUAGUUGUUGGAAAUAAGGUAGAUCUUUUACCUAGAGAUAGUCCAAAAUAUCUAAAUCAUGUGAAGAAAAAAUUACAUGAUCAUAUUAAAGCAUUCGGGUUUGGCAGUCGCUUCCUGAUUGAUGUAAUACUGAUUUCUGCUACAACAGGUUAUGGUGUUGAAGAUCUAAUCACGAAACUACAUUCUUCCUGGAGAUAUAAAGGUGAUGUUUAUUUGGUAGGCAGUACAAAUGUAGGAAAAUCUAGCUUAUUCAAUACUCUUAUACAAUCUGACUAUUGUAAGUCUCAAGCUGAAGAUUUGAUUCAGAGAGCUACAACUAGUGUUUGGCCUGGCACUACAUUGAAUCUCUUGAAAUUCCCAAUAACUAAACCUUCAGGACAUAAAAUAGAAUUGCGAAGAAAGAGAUUGCUACAACUCAAGAAAUUGGAGAGACAAGAGGCUGAAGAGAAGUACAAAUUGUUGAAGCAAACAAAUGAUUGGAGACAUGCUGUUCUGAUUGGAAGAAUUGACAGAAGUCCAACAAACUUUGGAGGAAAAGAACACGAAGAAAAUUUCUCUAUGAGGCCAUCUCAAUAUGCUACUGGUAUUACUAAACUAGGAGUUAAUGAAAAAGAUCCAGUUUAUGCCCAUGGACGCUGGUGCUACGAUACUCCAGGUGUGGUUCCACCAGAUCAGAUACUGAAUUUGUUGACCACAGAGGAAUUAUUUUUAACACUUCCCAAAACUCUGAUUGCACCUAGAUCAUUCUGUAUUCGUCCUGGAGAUUCCUUAUUUAUUGGUGGUCUAGCAAGGCUGGAUUAUCUUGAAGGGAGAGAUUCGAUCUGGUUUACCGUAUUUGCUUCCAAAGAAUUACCUAUAUCUUUGUGCAUAACUGAAGAAGCCGAUAAAUUUUAUCAAAAAUAUCUAGGAACGAAAUACUUGAGAGUACCCAUUGGUGAAGAAGAAAGAUUGAAAAAAUGGCCAGGCUUAUCUGAAGCUAAGACUUUUACUGUCGAUGGAAUUGAUUAUGACUUUUCAUCGAAGGAUGUUGUUCUAUCUAAUGCAGGUUGGAUUUCCAUUACUGGACGAAGAGGUAGAACAAUGAAGCUAAAAGCAUGGACGCCAGAAAAAAGAGGAGUAUAUAUAAGAGAUUGUCUUCUUCCACAAGCUAUAAAUUUGAAAGGGACACGAUUAAGUUCUACCCCUGCUUAUAAGAGUCACAGAUAUUUUUCAGAGGAAGAAGUAUAUUCUUCUUCUACUUGUACCUUGUCAGUUUGAUCCGACGUGGGCAAUUACCAUCAAGAAGGCAUCUCGAUACUCUGCUAUAUGCAAAGUAUAUUACGAAUGUCAAAUCAUGUACAAAAAUAAAAAAAAAUAUUUCAAU